CAGCAGCCGCCUCACGGCGGGGGCACAGGAGGAGGCGGCGGUGCGGGCGGCCAGGCCAUGGACCCCGCGGCGGCGGGCCCCACCAAGGCCAAGAAGACUAACGCCGGCGUGCGGCGGCCGGAGAAGCCGCCCUACUCGUACAUCGCACUCAUCGUCAUGGCCAUCCAGAGCUCGCCCAGCAAGCGCCUGACGCUCAGCGAGAUCUACCAGUUCCUGCAGGCGCGCUUCCCCUUCUUCCGUGGCGCCUACCAAGGCUGGAAGAACUCCGUGCGCCACAACCUGUCGCUCAACGAGUGCUUCAUCAAGCUGCCCAAGGGCCUCGGGCGGCCCGGCAAGGGCCACUACUGGACCAUCGACCCGGCCAGCGAGUUCAUGUUCGAGGAGGGUUCGUUCCGCCGGCGGCCGCGCGGCUUCCGAAGGAAAUGCCAGGCGCUCAAGCCAGUGUACAGUAUGGUGAACGGGCUGGGUUUCAACCACCUCCCCGAUACCUACGGCUUCCAGGGCUCCGGAGGCCUCUCAUGCGCGCCCAACAGCCUGGCAUUGGAGGGCGGCUUGGGCAUGAUGAAUGGCCACUUGGCGGGCAACGUGGACGGCAUGGCUUUGCCCAGCCACUCGGUGCCACACCUGCCCUCAAACGGCGGCCACUCGUACAUGGGCGGCUGCGGUGGUUCUGCGGCCGGAGAAUACCCGCACCACGACAGCUCGGUGCCUGCUUCCCCGCUGCUGCCGGCCGGUGCUGGCGGGGUCAUGGAGCCGCACGCCGUCUACUCCAGCUCCGCAGCAGCCUGGCCGCCCUCGGCCUCCGCAGCUCUCAACAGCGGGGCCUCCUACAUCAAGCAACAGCCUCUGUCCCCUUGUAACCCAGCGGCCAACCCCCUGUCUGGCAGCCUCUCCACGCACUCCCUGGACCAGCCGUACCUACACCAAAACAGUCACAACGGGCCAGCGGAACUGCAAGGCAUCCCUCGGUAUCACUCACAGUCACCCAGCAUGUGUGACAGAAAGGAGUUUGUCUUCUCUUUCAACGCCAUGGCGUCUUCCUCUAUGCACUCGACUGGCGGAGGAUCCUAUUACCAUCAGCAGGUCACCUACCAAGAUAUCAAACCGUGUGUGAUGUGAAGCCGCAGAGGCCGCGGGCCCUCCAGCCCAGCCUGGCCGGCCCAGGGACCAGGAGCCCACCCCCACAAACUGCUUUACUCUGGAGGUAUAACCGUCAGCAAGGGAAAAGGACCCGUCCCCUUCCCUAAUGGAUUAUUUGGAAAGAAACCCCAACACAAACCUGGCACUGUGGUCGGAGAUGCCACCCCAGCUCCCUCACUAAUUCCUAAAAAAACAGUGGCCUUAGGACACCAGAUCGGACUGCAGCUGACAGUAAAAUUGAUACUUGUUUUCAACCCCAUUGAAAGCAGCCACUAAGGUGCUGUGUGUGUGUGUGUGUGUGUGUGUGUGUGUGUGUGUGUGGUGGGGGGAAGCCAGCUACAAGGAAAGAAUUCUGCCGAGGUCUCUCCACUCCUCCCACACCAAGGGACAGUUUUUAGAAGCAGGAACACGUGAGACCAGUCAUUAUCAAAUACUUUUAUUUUUGAUUGAGUAUUUAUCUUUUAAUUUUUAACUUUUUGAAAGAAUGUCUUGAAAUGCACAAUUUCUCCCCCCCCCCCUUCAGCCAUCUUUUUUUCCCCCUUCUGGGGAGGAGGAAAGGAUCAGGCGAGCAUCUCCCUCUCCCGACCUGGGGUCUCCUCCAGCAAUCACAGGUGGAUCUUCGUGGAUAUGACACGGAUACCUGGAGCCUCUGUUUGUCUUUUAAAAAAGAAAACCAGCCGAGGAGCUGCCCCAGCCUCUGUCCCCUUCCAUUUUCUCCUUCCUCCAGCGUCUGUCUUUCACUUUGUUUUGGAGUUGCGUUGUGACUUCUUCUGUAGGUGUUUUUUUCUGUCUUCCAGUCUCUACUGUAACUCGGAAAGGAAACGAACACGGGAAGCUGCAGGGAUACGGAGGCUCGAUCAGGUGGUGUAGUUCAGGCUCCCUGACACCGGAGACAGGCUCAGCCUGUUAUUUAUUCUGCUUUCUUUUCCUAAUCAAAACACCACGUAGCUCUGCCCUCCCGAUAUUAAUGGUGUGACUUGGUUGGCAAUAUUUGCCGUGUAGAGUUGUUUUUUUUAUUCGAUACCCAUUGUAAAUUUGAAACAAAGACCAAUCCGUGUAAAAACAAAAUCCCAUAUGUUUUAUAUAAAUAUAUAUAAAAUGAAGGACUGUCCCCCUUUUUAGUAUUUCGGCUGCAGAGGUGCGCCGUCUGUGACACAUAUUUUAAACCCCCUUCUGCACUGUAUAAAAGGAUAAUCCGAGGGUAUGCUUUUUGUGUAUUUUUCCUACAAAAAGAACAAAAAUAAAAAUGUAUAACAUUUGUACAUGGCCUCUAAAACUCUUGUCGCUAGAAAUAAACUCGCAUGGCUACUUUGUUGGGGGUAAUAGACAUUGCCUGUCCCUGGAGCUUCGGCUCUCUGGAUGGAGCAAAACUCUAAAUCUAAGUGAAUCUCACCCCGACCCUAUCUUCCCCCUCUCUUUCACUCUUCAUUUCACGCUGUAGUAAAAUCUGGGUAGGGGUAACUUUUUUUUUUCCUGCCUCUAGUUUUUGAGGAUGAGCUUUCUGUCCCCCUAAAUGUCAUUUCUUGGUUUGAAGAAAUAAUCAAACAUUUACAUUUAAAGAAAAUCUGUAGUAUUUUCAUCCCUGGGGGAAAGUCGGUGUGUGCAGAAGCACACGGUUUUUGUAUGUAUUUCUGUCUAUUUUUUUCCUUCUACCCUGAACCCAGUGUGCCGUUUACUCCAGGCAUGAGCCUUGCUUGACCUGUCUUACAUUCUGUUUUAGAUAAUGAAGCAACUUCAAAGUUUUGUUUGUUUAUUUUGUCUGUUUUUCAAUUGCCUGAUGAUCUUCCCCGCUGAACUCCUAUAAAACCCAGCCAGGAAGGUUCCAUCCGUGAGUGCCCCGGACUGCAUCCAUGUUUCUGCCACUAACAUAUUUCCCUUCUAAAUCGUAUUUUAACCCCCUCUUCUGGAGAGGACGAACAGCUAAACUCUGCGCUCCCCUGACCACCAUCUCCAUCACCAACCGCCCACCUAGGAAAACAAACACAAUAAGCCGCAUUGUUGGUGCCGCGAUCCUGACCCACCGCAGUGUCUGUGCACCGUGGGGUCGCGCCUCAGAACCUGCUUCUUCUCAGACUUGACAUUCUGAA
This is a messenger RNA of Myodes glareolus (Bank vole), 3227 nucleotides long. It is a transcript of the gene Foxf1, whose product is annotated as forkhead box F1. Gene Ontology annotation, molecular function: DNA-binding transcription factor activity, RNA polymerase II-specific; RNA polymerase II cis-regulatory region sequence-specific DNA binding. The record is from RefSeq and is a predicted model, not a curated record. Gene Ontology annotation, cellular component: nucleus. Lineage: Eukaryota; Metazoa; Chordata; Mammalia; Rodentia; Cricetidae. Gene Ontology annotation, biological process: animal organ morphogenesis; regulation of transcription by RNA polymerase II.